This is a messenger RNA of Acanthaster planci (crown-of-thorns starfish), 2730 nucleotides long. It is a transcript of the gene dnajc4, whose product is annotated as DnaJ heat shock protein family (Hsp40) member C4. Lineage: Eukaryota; Metazoa; Echinodermata; Asteroidea; Valvatida; Acanthasteridae. The record is from RefSeq and is a predicted model, not a curated record.
CAUUACAUAUACAGAGCAACAACUCUAGCUCGUCUGGCGUGAAUGGUCCUGAUAGUGCGGUGGGAGAGACAACAGCAAUGGAUCCAGUUUUAAUGAUGUGUGUCAAAUGCCAGCAACGUCUGGGGAGAAUUAUCCAGAGAUCGUUCUCUGUACAAAAUCAAAGCGUGCUACAGAGAAACUACUAUCAAGUUCUUGGAGUCAAGAAAACAGCCACACCAAGAGAAAUAAAGGCAGCUUAUAUUGAGCUCUCCAAACAGUUACACCCUGAUACCAAUCUGAGUAUAAAGCAACCGCUGAACGAGCAGAAGGACCAGCACAAUUCCUUUGUGGAACUCAACCAAGCCUACGCCAUCCUCAGCAAGUCACUAUCCAGACGAGAGUAUGACUUCAGCCUAGAUAAUCCCGGUACGCAGACGGUCCGUGUCCAUGUGAGGCGAGCCGGCCAUGCCACGGCAGACGAUCCCUAUGACACGCAGCAGGGGCAACAGGACUGGUACCGUGAUAUGGGUGCUUUUCAUCAAGGUUCACACCAGUCCGCCUCAGAAAAUUACUAUGGCAUUAAAGGUGUUCGUCGUGUCAACAGUGUGUAUAUUGUGUAUGGCUGCCUGACUUUCCUGGUUGUUGGAGCGCUUGUGCAUUUCAUCAUCUUCAAGCAGAGUAGCGACUAUGUCAUCAGCAGGUUAGACGAGAAAGACCGAAGAAUAGCGGCCAUUUACAAUGAAGCAAAGGCCAGAGCAAUGCAAAAUGGGAACAAGAAGCAGAUGGAGCUGCUGAAAGCGAGGCAAGAGGAGUUCAGUCUCAAGCUGAAGCAGGAUCCCAGAUGAAGUGGCUCUGUCAUCUUCCAACCAAUGGCUGUGCGUCAGAGUAACCAGCCGAUGAUGAGGGUGAAGAAUAGAGGCUACAGAUGCUCAAUUGCCAUUGUUGCUGGUGCACAGCGUACCAGUUUAUACUGUCCAAUGCCACAUGCAUGGGAACCAGUGUACGCACAAACCUGGCCCUCUGUACACUGGCUUUUUUGACCAGGCUACAUGUACAAAGCAUUAUUCAUUUCAACCCACACUGAGUCCGUUGUUGGUAAUAAAAAGCACGCAUCCCUAUCCCCCAACAGAAUUGACUGAUUUCACUGCAUGAGAUGCCAUGGCUGAAGUUAUGAGCUGGAACUGAAAAACAAAAGAAAAUGUAGUACUUCAGUCUAAUUUGACAACCAGAAUUAGAAGCCAGCACUGCUAUUCCACAAUUCUCGUGGGCACGUCUAAUGGACAUGUUUCAUGCCCCUUCGACCAGUAUGGUGUUGUGAUUUGCCAAAUACACCCACGCGCCAAGCUGAAGAAUGUGCGUGUGAGUGUGAUGCCAACAGCAGCUGUGCUGUCUACUCGGGUUAGUCUCUAGGGGAGUGUGCCAGUAAGUGGUUGCCGUGUCUUGGCCAAUUUGUGCCUCCAUGUACAGUCAAACUUAGCAAACUGUCAAAUUACAUUGUAUUGUGGACCAGCAUUAACCCUCACUCCCUGUAGCAUUUCUUGCCGGGAGCCUUCCUGGGCCUUUCUAACAUCCACCAUCGCGCAGGAGCCCCGUGAUACCUUCUCUGUCCUUUCAUCGCCUGUGUGGCUCCAAACGUGUAUGGAAAAAAACAAUGACGACUUGGGCAGGAUCUUCUGUGAUGCCCUGGAAGGUCCUCCUAAAUCUCACGGUUGAGAUAUAUAUGUCUAACAGUAUACAUGUCCACCUUUCUCGUUCUUUAUCACAGUCUUUUGGCCUAUAUAUACCAAUUAAUUCUCAACUUGUUAAAUAUUGAUGCAGCUGUCACACAGGAACAAUACAUAAACACUAGCGAUAGAUACCAAAUAAAAAAGGUCUUCUUUUAAAAGAGUAGGGCAAAUGUAUAUUAGAGUCAAAACCUGACACCAACCAAGUGUGACGCUUCAAAAGCUGCGGCCACCCAUUCGAAAAGUUGACAGUAUGCACCAUGCCAAUUUUCACUUUGGCGCAACAUGAGUGAAGAAAUAGGAAAAAGAGAAACUCCCUAAAAUAUGAACUGAAUAACCUUUGUCUAACAGUGGAUUGCCAAUGUGUUGUCUAAUUGGCAGUUUGGUACUUCUCCAUUGUCACCAUAUGAUCUCUUGAAGACGCUGCUGUCUUAAGGCCGGUUCAUGCUUGUCGCAAAAACAAACACAUGCAAAAUUUUGAUGUCAGAUCAACAGUUUAACAUUUCAAAUCCAUCGAAAGUUUGCCACAAAGCUCUCGUGACGUCAAAUUCGCUUCGCUUUCACAUUCGCUCAUAGUAUGAACCAGCCUUUAAUCUAGGAGAACAAUGUAAGAUAAAGUGGAGGAACUAAGAACUUCAUAAAGUCUUGGAACUGUGACUAGCUAAUUCAGACCAGGAUCAGUUGCCUCCAGAAUCCACAGAUGUCUCUGCUCUAAACCGAUUACUGGCGAGCCAACUCAAAUCAAUACAGUGGUUUAUGUGAGAUUCGAAUUGGAAUUGUGUUUACAUGAUUUUUCAACUGGUCUGAAUGAAAAAUCCUAAAUCCUUACAAUACAAGCCUUAUAUGCUUGUAUUCACACGAUUCUGCUUGACGUGCACCUUAUGUCGUGUAGAUUUUUAUAACUCUCUUGGUUGUAAGCUUCAGACUAUUUCUUAUCUUCCAUUGCAUUUUACCGACUCACCAGCAUUUGUUUUAAUUCAGUUUGUUUUAUUGGGUUGGUCCCCUUAAUAAAAUUCUUCUGAAAAUA